Molecule: messenger RNA, 3619 nt
Organism: Phragmites australis (common reed)
Lineage: Eukaryota; Viridiplantae; Streptophyta; Magnoliopsida; Poales; Poaceae
Product: LRR receptor-like serine/threonine-protein kinase ER1
Exons: 27
Coding region: 351-3305 (984 amino acids)
Biological process (GO): protein phosphorylation
Molecular function (GO): protein kinase activity; receptor serine/threonine kinase binding; ATP binding
Source: RefSeq, a predicted model, not a curated record
AACUACGGCACUGAUGUGACCUCACAGUGUCCAUCUCCCAAUCUCUCUCCUCCUCAUCUCUCCCUAUCAUCCUCACAAGAAACCACUCUCUCUCUAGCCCCUAAACUCUCAUCUCUCUCUCUAAAACUCCAAACUUAUAGCAUACUACUCGCCACUCCACCUAGCCCCUGCCACUCUAUCGCCCAGCCAUACAGCUACUCGCUGUCACUGAGCCAGCGGCGCAACUGCGGAAAGCCGAGCGCGAGAACCCACGAAACCAACCAAGAACUCCACCUCCACCCCGUUAAGGCAGACUCUCUGCAGCACGCUUCACACUCCGUCGUCGUCCUCUCUGUAAUGUCACUCCCCUGAUGCUUCGCAGCUCAGUGGCCAUGACGACGACCUCCCGUGCUCUCGUCGCCUUCCUCCUCCUCGCCGUCGCCGUCGCUGACGACGGGUCGACGCUGCUGGAGAUCAAGAAGUCCUUCCGCAAUGUCGGCAAUGUACUGUACGAUUGGGCCGGCGACGACUACUGCUCGUGGCGCGGAGUCCUGUGCGACAACGUCACCUUCGCCGUCGCCGCGCUCAACCUCUCCGGGCUGUACCUUGAGGGCGAGAUCUCUCCAGCCGUUGGCAGCCUGAAGAGCCUCGUCUCGAUCGAUCUGAAGUCGAACGGGCUGUCUGGGCAGAUCCCUGAUGAGAUUGCCGAUUGUUCCUCGCUUAGAACGCUGGAUUUUUCCUUCAAUAGCUUGGAUGGGGACAUACCGUUUUCAAUAUCAAAGCUGAAGCAUCUUGAGAACUUGAUAUUGAAGAAUAACCAACUGAUUGGCACGAUCCCAUCAACACUGUCGCAGCUCCCAAAUUUGAAGUUUUUGGACUUGGCUCAAAACAAACUGACCGGGGAAAUACCAAGACUAAUCUAUUGGAAUGAGGUUCUUCAAUACCUGGGGCUGCGGGGCAAUCGUUUAGAAGGAAGUCUCUCUCCUGAUAUGUGCCAGUUGACUGGCCUUUGGUACUUUGACGUGAAGAACAAUAGCUUGACUGGGGUCAUACCAGAUACCAUUGGGAACUGUACAAGCUUUCAGGUCUUGGAUUUGUCUUACAAUCAAUUUACUGGACCAAUCCCGUUCAACAUUGGUUUCCUACAAGUGGCCACACUGUCCUUGCAAGGGAACAAGUUCACCGGUCCAAUUCCUUCAGUUAUUGGUCUUAUGCAGGCGCUUGCUGUUCUAGAUCUGAGUUACAACCAAUUAUCUGGUCCAAUACCAUCGAUACUAGGCAACUUGACAUACACUGAGAAGCUGUACAUGCAAGGCAAUAGGUUAGCAGGGCCAAUACCACCAGAGCUAGGAAAUAUGUCAACACUUCAUUACCUAGAACUAAAUGAUAAUCAACUUACUGGGUGCAUUCCUCCAGAGCUCGGAAAGCUUACCGGCUUAUUUGACUUGAACCUUGCAAAUAACAACCUUGAAGGACCAAUCCCUGACAACCUAAGUUCAUGUGUGAAUCUCAAUAGCUUCAAUGCUUAUGGCAACAAGUUAAAUGGGACCAUUCCUCGUUCGUUGCGUAAACUUGAAAGCAUGACAUAUUUAAAUCUUUCAUCAAAUUAUCUAGGUGGCCCUAUUCCUAUCGAGCUAUCGAGGAUCAACAAUUUGGACACCUUGGACUUAUCCUGUAACAUGAUUACUGGUCCAAUUCCAUCAGCCAUUGGCAGCUUAGAACACCUAUUGAGACUUAACUUGAGCAAGAAUGGCCUGGUUGGAUUCAUCCCUGCGGAGUUUGGUAAUUUGAUGAGUGUCAUGGAGAUUGAUUUGUCCAAUAAUCACCUUGGUGGCCUGAUUCCUCAAGAACUUGGAAUGUUGCAAAAUCUAAUGUUGCUAAAACUGGAAAAUAACAAUAUAACUGGAGAUGUCUCUUCACUGAUAAACUGCUUCAGCCUCAAUAACUUAAAUGUAUCAUACAAUAAUUUGGCUGGUGUUGUCCCUACUGACAACAACUUCUCACGGUUUUCACCUGACAGCUUCUUAGGUAACCCUGAACUCUGUGGAUAUUGGCUUGGUUCUUGUUCCACCAGCCACCAAGAGAAACCACCAAUCUCAAAGGCUGCAAUACUUGGCAUUGCUGUGGGUGGACUUGUUAUCCUCCUGAUGAUCUUAGUAGCAGUUUGUAGGCCACACCGUCCGCCUGUUUUCAAAGAUGUCUCUGUAAGCAAGCAAGAAAUGCAUGCUGUUGCAGUGAGCAAUGUUCCCCCCAAGCUGGUGAUCCUUCAUAUGAACAUGGCCCUUCUUGUGUACGAGGAUAUAAUGAGGAUGACUGAAAACUUGAGUGAGAAAUACAUCAUUGGGUACGGGGCAUCAAGUACAGUUUACAAAUGUGAUCUGAAGGAUUGCAAACCAGUGGCAAUAAAAAAGCUUUAUGCCCACUACCCACAGAGCCUGAAGGAAUUUGAGACUGAGCUUGAGACUGUUGGUAGCAUCAAACACCGGAAUCUGGUCAGCCUUCAAGGAUACUCUCUAUCACCCGUUGGGAACCUUCUCUUCUACGAUUACAUGGAAAAUGGCAGCCUCUGGGACGUUUUACAUGAAGGUCCAUCCAAGAAGAAAAAACUAGAUUGGGAGACUCGCCUUCGAAUUGCUCUGGGUUCAGCUCAAGGCCUUUCUUACCUUCACCAUGACUGCAGUCCACGGAUAAUUCACAGGGAUGUAAAAUCAAAGAAUAUACUCCUUGACAAAGAUUAUGAGGCCCAUCUUACCGACUUUGGCAUUGCUAAGAGCUUGUGUGUUUCAAAAACUCACACAUCGACCUAUGUCAUGGGCACUAUUGGCUAUAUUGACCCCGAGUAUGCGCGCACGUCCCGCCUCAAUGAGAAGUCUGAUACCUACAGCUAUGGCAUUGUUCUGCUGGAGCUGCUGACUGGCAAGAAGCCAGUGGAUAACGAGUGCAAUCUCCAUCACUUGAUCCUAUCGAAGACUGCGAACAAUGCAGUCAUGGAGACUGUCGACCCUGACAUCGCGGAUACAUGCAAAGAUCUUGGUGAAGUCAAGAAGAUAUUCCAACUCGCGCUUCUCUGCACUAAGAGGCAACCAUCUGAUCGACCGACAAUGCACGAGGUCGUGCGCGUUCUGGACUGCCUUGUAAAUCCUGACCCGCCACCAAAGCCAAUGCAACCACUGGCCUCGCCGCAGCCACCGGCCGUCCUGAGCUACAUCAACGAGUACGUCAGCUUGAGAGGCACCAGCGUGCUGUCCUGCGCCAAUUCAUCGAGCACGUCGGAUGCAGAACUGUUCCUGAAGUUCGGAGAGGCCAUUUCUCAGAACACGGAAUAGACAACGGCGGAGGCGGUCAUCUGGUGAUCUGAGAGCUCAGGUGGCAGGUGCAGCAGCUAGUGAAGUAGUUAACUGACAUUUUGUUGAAAUGUGCUGGGUUUACUCAGAAGGGACUCUGAAGGGUGUUAACUGUAAAAAGUCAUGUGCUCCUCUUCGUUCUUUACCAGUUCUCUUUUGUCUAACCUAGGAGGCUGUAUUGGUUCUCUCCUUAGUUCUGUGACUCUUGCCAUAUUGGAGUGAUGGGAACUGUACUGAUCAGGUGAUAUUCGUCUGCAUGAAACUACUAGCACCAAGUGGUGGCAUUCCUGUUUCUA